Messenger RNA from Komagataella phaffii GS115, 1497 nucleotides. RefSeq lists its product as hypothetical. The transcript has a single exon. Bases 1 to 1497 code for a protein of 498 amino acids. Lineage: Eukaryota; Fungi; Ascomycota; Pichiomycetes; Pichiales; Pichiaceae. The record is from RefSeq and is a predicted model, not a curated record.
AUGAUAACUUUAACAAAGAAGCUCAACCUGGAUUGGAAAUGGAUCUUUAGGCAGUCCUGCAAUCAUCUUUUAACGAAAUAUUUGGUCCAUAUUGUGGUUAACAUCUUGAUACUACUACUACUAUAUGGGAUUGAGGAGUUGGUAAAGGUGAUAGGCAUAAAAGUGCCCUCCCCUGUCAUACUAAUGCUGGGAAAUUUUGUGUUUUUAAUACUUUUAAGUUGGGCAAGUCCUAAGCUUUUUGGGCUUUAUGAAAAGGCAACCUUCCCAACACUAGAGCUACAUCUAAAAUGGAUGAACCUUUACUUUGUGCCGUCCUUUAUCCGUUUGCCUUUGAGUGAUGCUAUCAGCGUAAAGGAAGCUUUUAUGAUUAUGGCGAUUUUUAUUGUCGGGUAUGUCGUGUUAUUUGCUUUAGUGUUAUGGGUUUUGAUACUUUGGGAGACUCUGGAAACCAGAACUAAGAAAAAUGAUGAAGAAAAACAUGAGGAGGAAAUUGAAGUGGUUCCGCCCGUGGAGAAAUGCGGUGUGGUGGCAGUCGACUCCAGGGAAGAUGUCUGCUCUAACGGAUGUUCCUCCGAUUCGGACCUGGAUUCCAAGACUGAUCACUCAUCUAUAGAUCUUCUCAACAACAUUGUCGAUUAUAUUAUUUUUUUUAUCAUGUUUAUUGUGGGCAUACCAUUAUUCCUCAAGUUUCACAUUGCGCUUCUGUUAUACCUGAGCAUUACCGUGCUAGUUUUCAAAACCAUUUUGGAAAAGACCCCAAAACGAUACGCCAAAAUCUUUCACCCUUUAAUAUUUACAGUGGGAUUCACUUGGUUCUUCAUGCAAAUUUUCAACUGGAUCUCCAAAACAGUCUCAUUUCAAGAUAGUCUAAGGCUGUAUUCUACAGGAAGGACAUAUUUAUAUCUGUUUGACGAGAGCACAUACCACUCGCAAUGGCCCGGAGCCGGUGAUUUUUUGGUAUCUCUACUGGAUAUCUCUAUCGUCUCUCUGUCGAUACCAUGUUUUAGACUACGGAAAGAAUUAUACCAAAAUUUUAUCAAGUUAACGAGCAUCUGUACGUCAGCAGCCGUGGGAUGCUUCUUCCUAUAUCCACUAAUAUCCCAUCAUCUAGGAGUUAAGGCCCCUAGAGCCCUUGCAUUUAUGGGAAGAAGCGUUACUAUGGCCCUAGGAAAGCCACUUAUUGCCAAUAUCGACGGAUCAGUAGAUCUGUUUUCGUGUACAACACUAAUAAGCGGCCUGUUGGGUGUCUAUCUAGGUGAUCACAUGAUCAGACUCUUAGGAUGGUCCAAGCGUCAUUCAAGCAACAUUGUUACGGUUGGGAUGGUGUUGGGAAUUAAUUGCGGCGCGGUUGCUACAGCGCACUUGCUCAACACUAAUCCCAGGGCAGCUGCAUUCAGCUCUUUAAGUUUCGUAAUCUACGGUCUCGUGAUGGUGAUCAUGAGUUGCAUCCCGGGGCUAGUCGAUAUCAUCCAUAAGAUUGUUGGUUUCCAAACUUAA